Molecule: messenger RNA, 1632 nt
Organism: Hevea brasiliensis (rubber tree)
Lineage: Eukaryota; Viridiplantae; Streptophyta; Magnoliopsida; Malpighiales; Euphorbiaceae
Product: actin
Exons: 5
Coding region: 165-1298 (377 amino acids)
Cellular component (GO): cytoplasm
Source: RefSeq, a predicted model, not a curated record
GCCAAUUUCAUUUCUCUCUCACUUUCUUCUCUUUUUUAAAAACAAAGAGAGCCACAACCUUAACGCUCGGCCACAGCCAGCUCCCGUUUCUCACACACACCGAAAGAAGAAGGAAAAAAAAAAAAAGAGCGAAAAAAUCCAGUUUUAUAGAAAGGCAUAAGGAAAUGGCGGAAGGUGAGGAUAUUCAACCUCUCGUAUGCGACAAUGGUACUGGAAUGGUCAAGGCUGGCUUUGCUGGAGAUGAUGCUCCAAGGGCUGUAUUUCCUAGCAUUGUGGGUCGCCCUCGCCAUACUGGUGUGAUGGUUGGUAUGGGCCAAAAAGAUGCCUAUGUUGGCGAUGAGGCUCAAUCAAAGAGAGGUAUUUUGACUUUGAAAUACCCAAUUGAGCAUGGUAUUGUCAACAACUGGGAUGACAUGGAGAAAAUUUGGCAUCACACCUUUUACAAUGAGCUCCGUGUGGCUCCUGAAGAGCAUCCGGUUCUCCUCACUGAAGCUCCCCUCAACCCUAAGGCCAAUCGUGAGAAAAUGACUCAGAUUAUGUUUGAGACCUUUAAUACUCCUGCAAUGUAUGUUGCUAUCCAGGCUGUCCUUUCCCUUUACGCCAGCGGUCGUACCACUGGUAUUGUUCUGGACUCUGGAGAUGGUGUGAGCCACACAGUUCCCAUCUAUGAAGGCUAUGCCCUCCCACAUGCCAUUUUGCGUCUGGAUCUGGCUGGUCGUGAUCUCACUGAUGCACUUAUGAAAAUCUUGACUGAGCGUGGUUACUCUUUCACCACAACUGCAGAGCGAGAAAUUGUUAGAGACAUGAAGGAGAAACUAGCCUACAUUGCUCUUGACUAUGAACAAGAGCUAGAGACGUCAAAGACCAGUUCAUCUGUUGAGAAGAGCUACGAGCUGCCAGAUGGACAGGUUAUCACCAUUGGAGCUGAGCGAUUCCGCUGUCCAGAAGUCCUUUUCCAGCCAUCCAUGAUUGGGAUGGAAGCUGCUGGCAUCCAUGAAACCACUUACAAUUCUAUCAUGAAGUGUGAUGUCGAUAUUAGAAAGGAUCUCUAUGGUAAUAUUGUUCUAAGUGGUGGCACUACUAUGUUCCCUGGCAUUGCUGAUAGGAUGAGCAAGGAAAUUACAGCAUUAGCUCCCAGCAGUAUGAAGAUUAAGGUGGUGGCACCGCCAGAAAGGAAGUACAGCGUCUGGAUAGGAGGCUCCAUUUUGGCAUCCCUCAGCACCUUCCAGCAGAUGUGGAUUGCAAAGGCAGAGUAUGAUGAGUCUGGACCAUCAAUUGUUCACAGGAAAUGCUUCUAAUCAUGGAAAGCUAAAGGAUAAUGGCGAAACACAUACUUCACAAUUUUUUUUCUCUGUUGCAUAAGGCUUCUAAUCAAGUGGUUGCAAAAUUUUCUUCUUUAUUUUAUUUCCAAUUUUGUUUUAUUUAUUUAUUCAUUUAUUUUUCUGUUUUGCUCUGUUAAUGGCUGGAAGGGCAAAUUUAAGAUUCUUUUUUUAAAAAAAUUUUGAUUUGAUCGUAGAAGAGUUUGUUUACUGUAACUGAUAUGGUUUGGGUUAAUUUUCAGGGAUUCAUUACAUCAUUGUUGCUUUUAAGAGUUAUUUCAAUUAAAUAAAACCAGUAAUUACAUUCCAUCCA